Lycium ferocissimum is the source of this 1272-nucleotide messenger RNA. RefSeq names its product protein HEAT-STRESS-ASSOCIATED 32. The transcript has 5 exons. Bases 162 to 1022 code for a protein of 286 amino acids. NCBI's taxonomy places the organism in Eukaryota, Viridiplantae, Streptophyta, Magnoliopsida, Solanales, Solanaceae. The record is from RefSeq and is a predicted model, not a curated record.
GUCCGUAAAAAAGCUAGUGUUGGUUCUAGAAAUCCCUGAAAACUUGUUCAAUUCAUAAUAAUCAAAAUUCAAAGAAGACAGAAAUUUUGAAGUGUGUCCCCAAACAAGCUCAUAAAUCGUUCUUCUGCACAUUCGCAUUUUCUCCUCUCUUUGUGUGAAGGAUGUCAGCAUACAGGUGGAAGAGUUUUAACGACGAGGGAGAUCGUCCAGAGAAACCUCGUCGUUAUGGCGUUACUGAAAUGAGGGGUCCACACUAUUCCCUUUUCUCUCGUGGUCUUCUUGAGGAUGUUUUCGAGUCUAUGGGUCAGUUUGUUGAUGGACUAAAAUUCUGUGGUGGAUCUCAUACUUUGAUGCCAAAGACUUACAUCAAAGAAGUGACUGACAUUGCACAUAAGCACAAUGUUUAUGUUAACUCUGGUGAUUGGGCUGACCAAAUGCUUCGCCAAGGUCCUUCUGCUUUUAAAGAACAUAUCGAGGAAUGUAAACAAUUGGGGUUUGAUACAAUUGAGCUUGAUGUUGCAUCACUUGGUCUACCUGAGGAGACCCUUCUGAGAUAUGUGCGGCUGAUUAAGGGCGGUGGGCUUAGAGCUAAGCCUCAGUUCUCUGUUAAGUUUAACAAGUCUGAUAUAGCCUUCACCGGCAACAGAGCUUUUGGGGCUUACGUGGUUCCUGCACCUCAAACCUCUGAGAUGGUUGAAGAUGUGGAUCUUUUGGUUAGAAGGGCAGAGAGAUGCUUAGAAGCUGGGGCAGACAUGAUAAUGAUCAAUGCUGAUGAUUUAGGUAGGCAGGCUGAUUCACUCCGAUCAGACAUGAUUGCGAAGAUUGUGGGCCGUCUUGGACUUGAGAAAACUAUGUUUGAGGCAUCAGAUCCUAAAAUCUCCGAGUGGUUUGUCAAAUGUUAUGGUCCAAAGGUUAACCUCUUUGUGGAUCACUCACAAGUGAUGGAUCUGGAGUGCCUCAGGGGACGUAACCUGGGUCAAAAUCACUCAUCUCUACUUGGCAGGUCAUAUUUUCUGCUCUGAUUUUGUGGCAUCCAUAGAGAAAAAUGUGCAUAUUGUGGCAAACAACUCAUCUAUGUAAUGCUUUUGUUGGUCAUGUUCAGGUCCUGUCUAAACUUUUAUAUGAAUAAUAAAAAAAAGGUAUUUCAUGCACUCGAGUUUUUAGUCUUUUCAGAGACUCCUUUUUGCUUGGAGUUCAGCUGCUUGUAAAGAUGCUCUUUUAUAUAUGUUCUAGUGCCUAAAUGGCUGAAAGUUCACCAAAUCUUAUAAAGAA